AUGACUGGCGAGGACAUGUGGGUGCGAUUUGCGCCGAAUGGCCGCCCGAGCGACACGAUUGUCGAGGUUUCAACGGGUGGUGGGCUGGGGCAGCGGGGGCGGCAGUUGCUUGCGGAGUUGCCGCUCAAUGCGGAGCCGAGUGACGCUGCGAUGGGGGAGUUUGGGAAGACUGGCAGAAGCUGUUGCCGCAACCCAAGGGCCUCCGUGAUGUCCUCGCGUAGGGAUCCUCUGUGGCAGGCGACGCGGUUGACGUCGCCGUACUGUGUCUUGAUGGCGAAUGGCGUUCAGGAUGACUUUUACACUUCCUGUCUCUCAUGGGGAAGGGAAAACGUUGUGCUGGCACUGCGAGAUGAGGUGCUUCUCUUUCAGCCGUCACGUUCCCCUGUGCGUCCGGCGGUGCUGAACUUAAAGGAGCGUGGGUGUGGCCUGGCGUCUAGAGUGACGUCUGUGGCCGUGAGCCGUUUUUCUGACAACUCAUGUUUUCUUGGGGAGCUGGACGGUUCUGUUGGUGUCUACGCAUCGCCCGGUGACGGGCCACUGGUACGGACGAGCAACUUCGCGAAGCCACCCUCGCCGCUGGAAAACACGCCUCUUGCUGGGGAAGCUGCGAUGUCCGCGACAGCGAGUGUGCGGUGUUUAGCUACGACAGACGUUCACCCAUGGUUGGUGGCGGCUGGUACGGCAGCGCAGGGUCUUUUUAUUCUCGACAGUCGCUGUCCAACACCUGCUGCGCAAAUAAUGGGGUGCGACACUUUAUUUUCGCUUGAUAGAAAGCGGGCAAAGCCACCUCUCACCCCGGAGGACCUGGUGUCGUUGCUUGCUUCUGCAGAGGGCAUAUGUGGCGUUUCCUGGAAUGCGUCGGGUUCGCUUGUUGCUACGGGUGGGAGUGGCGGGGUUGUGAACAUAUGGUCUCUCUCCCACACACGUGCCCCUGUGCAGCAGAUUAGGCUUCCCAACGCACAUACUACUGUCAAGGCGGUCGCAUUUCACCCCACACUCCCGUAUGAAGUGGCUGUUGGUGGGGGCAGAAAUGACGGCAUGUUGAGGUUGUAUGAUGUCUCAUCCUCAGUGCCGCAGCUUGCGUGGUGUGUCUCUACUGGCUGCCAGGUGACACAGGCGCUCUAUUCCCCUGAUGGUGCAUUUGUUAUUUCCGCCCAGGGUGAUCGACACGCUAAACCGACUGCUGCUAUGAAUGCCGUUGAUGGUGACGCACAGCCCCUGGCCCCACGCACGCUUCAUCCUGCGGGAGACGCUGGGGACGUGCGUCGGGGAGGCAUGAAUCCCCUGGAGCGUCUGACGGUGGAGUUUGAGCGCGGCAUGACUCGUAGUGGCCGUGCGCAGGAGGGUUCACAGGAACCGACUCCAAACUACGGUGAGGCGGCUAUCACUGGGACGUGUGAUUCGCGCCGCAGUGGGGAUUCCCCGGCAUUCGCGUUGGUCAUGUGGCGCAGAGGCACACAACACCGUGACAGUAUGCCUCUCGGCUUUGCCAGCUCCAGACCCACGGCCCAUUCAAGAAGCCGGCCCAUGCAGGAGUCAGCGCAGUCGGCACUCCCGCUUUUUUCAAUGUACGUGAUGACCGGACACCGCUCUCGGCCGCUCCAGUUGACUGCUCCAUUCUCAAAUACGUUGGAUCGGGGCUCCGUCGUUUCCCUUGCCGGUGGCGUUGACAACACGAUUCGGUUUUGGAAGUGUUUCAGCCCCAGGAAUGAGGCGGCUAAUUGGGAGCAGCGUAACCGCGCGUCAAUGAGAGCCGCUGUCACAGACGAAGAUGUGAAGGGGAUGAUGGCUACGCCACUGAGGUGA
Messenger RNA from Trypanosoma conorhini, 1806 nucleotides. RefSeq lists its product as uncharacterized. The record is from RefSeq and is a predicted model, not a curated record. The transcript has a single exon. Gene Ontology annotation, cellular component: anaphase-promoting complex. Gene Ontology annotation, molecular function: ubiquitin ligase activator activity; anaphase-promoting complex binding; protein binding. The coding region runs from base 1 to 1806 and encodes 601 amino acids. Gene Ontology annotation, biological process: anaphase-promoting complex-dependent catabolic process; positive regulation of anaphase-promoting complex-dependent catabolic process; positive regulation of ubiquitin protein ligase activity. NCBI's taxonomy places the organism in Eukaryota, Euglenozoa, Kinetoplastea, Trypanosomatida, Trypanosomatidae.